AUGUUGGAAUGGAAAAAACCGACAGCAAUUGUGGUGAAUAUUCCCACAUUUGUACCAGUACCUGUUGAAGCUGACCCCAAAGAUUUUCCUAUCGUACAAUUAUUGAGACAAAAAAGAGAUUUUGGCAUUACAUCAGCUAUAAUCACUGCCAUUACUGUUUCUGCUGCAGCUGCAGGGACUGCAGGUAUUGCCAUGGCCAAUCAAGUGCAAACAGCCUCAGUUAUUAGUCAUAUUACUGAAAAGGCAUCUGAUGCACUUGAGACAGGUCUACUGACAUUCAUUGAUGUGGCUAUAGAGUUCUCUAAGGAGGAGUGGGAAUGUCUCAGUUCUGCUCAGAAGGCCUUGUACAGAGAUGUCAUGUUGGAGAAUUACAACAACCUGGUUUCUGUGGGUGUUACACUUUCAAAACCAGAGUUAAUCAUCUGUCUUGAACAACAAAAAGAGCCCUGGAUUGUUGAUCGAGAGAAAACAGAAGGAAGAGAACCAGCUCACCAAAGCAUCCAUAAAAGAGACAAACCUUACAAAUGUAAAGAAUGUGGAAAAUCUUUCUCCUGUUUCUCAAGGCUUAAAGUUCACCACAGAAACCAUACUGGAGACAAGUCUUACAAAUGUAAUGAAUGUGGAAGAUCCUUCUCCCAUUCAUCAUGUCUUAGAGUUCACCACAGAAUCCAUACAGGAGACAAUCCUUACAAAUGUAAAGAAUGUGGAAGAUCCUUCUCCCAUUCCUCAAGUCUUAGAGUUCACCACAGAAUCCAUACAGGAGACAAGCCUUACAAAUGUAAUAAGUGUGGUAAAUCAUUUACACAGUCCUCAGAUCUUAAAAUUCACUACAGACUCCAUACUGGAGACAAACCUUACAAAUGUAAUAAGUGUGGUAAAUCAUUUACGCAGUCCUCACAACUUCAUGUUCACUACAGAAUUCAUACUGGUGAGAAACCUUACAAAUGUCAUGAAUGUGGGAGAUCAUUCACCUAUUCCUCAAGUCUUAGAGUUCACCACAGAAUUCAUACAGGAGACAAACCUUACAAAUGUACUGAAUGUGGGAAGUCUUUUGCCCAUUCCUCAAGUCUUAGAAAUCACCACAGAAUCCAUACAGGAGACAAGCUUUACAAAUGUAAUAAAUGUGGUAAAUCAUUUACACAGUCCUCACAACUUCAGAUUCACUAUAGAAUUCAUACUGGUGAGAAACCUUUCAAAUGUACUGAAUGUGGGAAGUCUUUCACUCGUUCUUCAUAUCUUAAAGUUCACCACCGCAUCCAUACUGGAGACAAACCUUACAAAUGUACUGAAUGUGGGAAGUCUUUCACCCGUUCUUCAUAUCUUAAAGUUCACCACCGCAUCCAUACUGGAGACAAACCUUACAAAUGUACUGAAUGUGGAAAGUCUUUCACCAGUUCUUCAUAUCUUAAAGUUCACCACAGCAUCCAUACUGGAGACAAACCUUACAAAUGUAAUGAAUGCGGAAAAUCUUUUGCCCAUUCCUCAAGUCUUAGAAAUCACCACAGAAUCCAUACAGGAGACAAGCUUUACAAAUGUAAUAAGUGUGGUAAAUCAUUUACAAAAUCCUCACAACUUCAUGUUCACUACAGAAUUCAUACUGGAGAGAAACCUUACAAAUUCAAUGAAUGUGGGAAAUCCUUCACCAGUUCUUCCAGUCUUAGAGAUCACCACAGCAUCCAUAAUAGAGACACACCCUACAAAUAG
This is a messenger RNA of Arvicanthis niloticus (Nile rat), 1704 nucleotides long. The record is from RefSeq and is a predicted model, not a curated record. Lineage: Eukaryota; Metazoa; Chordata; Mammalia; Rodentia; Muridae.